This is a messenger RNA of Rodentolepis nana, 1935 nucleotides long. The record is from the annotation of a GenBank genome assembly. NCBI's taxonomy places the organism in Eukaryota, Metazoa, Platyhelminthes, Cestoda, Cyclophyllidea, Hymenolepididae.
AUGCAAUUUGACGUUUUCGAAAAGUUAAGUGAAUUAGAAACAAAGAUUCACUUGCAAAAAGAGGAAAUGCAGAGGAAAGAGGACAAAAUUCGGCAUUUAACGGACCAAAAUAACUUUCUUCUAAAUCAAUUGGAAGUUAAUAUGAGGGAGAUCGCCGCUUUACGCAAAAGUCAGUCCUCCGAAAUAAUUGAGACGUUAGAGAAGGAGGUCCAGACCGAAUGGAAUGUCGUUGUCACGGAAUCGAAAGUCGUAGACAGUGCAUUUGCUGGUUCUGAGGCUUCCAUAGCCGAUAUACUAAAACAGACGUCUGACGCCGUAACCAGCAAUACAGGAUAUGUAUUUGAUGAACAAACGGGGCUUUAUUUCGAUAAAAAUAGUGGUUAUUACUAUGAUUCCGAAAAUCAACUUUUCUUCGAACCCAGAAGUGGAAUAUACUAUACCUACAACAGUGAAACCCAGGAAUAUUCUUACCACUCUUCUGUCUCAUCAGAAUUCAGCGAAAAAUUCAAGGCUCUUCAGGAAAAAUGGAGCCGUGAUGGCAAUGAAAAGUUAUCAUCUCAACGAAAGCUAUCGUCACCCCGGAGAUCGCCAUCACCAAGUGAACGCCACAGUCCUCGCAGAAGGCGCUUGAGAUCGAACUCUGCAUCUUCGGAAGCGUCUUCAUAUUAUCGCUAUCGUCGCCGUCGUCGAGGUGCUAGGGAACGUGAUCAUUCCAGUGGUCGGCAUCAUCGUCACCAUCGAAGAAGAUCGCGUUCAAGGUCACACUCCAGGCGCUCGUAUUCCAGAAGCAGCUCUUCGAGGGAUCGAUAUCGGCAUCGAUCUCGUGGGAGGAGAAGUCGGGACCGUUAUCGUAGCUCAUCUUCUUCAUCCCGGUGUCACAGUAGUAGAUAUAGGGAUCGAGAUGCUCCGACUAAUAAAACAAAUGGCACUUGUAUAGCUGCUACUCCAGUUGUCUAUCCUCCUUCUGUGCGUUUGACGGUGCUCGGCUCUGGUCCAAAUGGUCCCGCUGUUGGUUCAGUUGGUGUUCUUACCUCACGAGAUGCUUCUCGUGGCUUGGGUUGUCUAGGUCGGGAUAACCGUUUCUGUCAGCACAUCUUUGAUCUCUCUCAGGAUCCUGAACUUGAUGAAAUUCACUGCGAAAUCACCUUCAAUGAGCUUGAUCAGGUCUACCACCUUAGAGACAAAAAGGCUCUUAGCGGUACCUUCCUCAAUGGAAAUAAAUUAGAUGGGGGUGAAAAGAAGGCAAUAAAACAUGGUGACGUUCUACGUAUUGGAGCGAACAAACUACUGAUACAUAUUCAUCCGGGGAGAGAGACUUGUGGCCAGUGUGAUUCUUCAGAAAUCAAAGCUGCUAUUGAGUCAGAGGCAACCUUAGCUGCUGCAUCGACUACUACCGAGAAACAAUCCCUUUCGCCGAAAGACGCUCCCGUAACAACUAAAAAUGAUGCCGUUAAAGCAAAAUAUGCUUACAAGAAGAAAAAUCGCCGUUCUUGUCCUCGUCAGCGUACUGAUGUAGCGCUUAACGAUCAAUCCCAAUACCAGGAUCGAGCGGCAAUGCGUCGGGCCCGCGAUAAGGCCGUAAGCGCCAGUGCCCAGGCGAUUGUGGGCACUGCUGCUGCUGCUCAAAUUGGUGAUGGUCUCUCCUCUAUGGGUGGUGCGAGUGUACUAACUCCAAUCGAUGAGUCCAACGUGGGUGCUCGCCUUCUCACUAAAAUGGGGUGGAAUAAAGGCGAGGGGUUGGGUCGAGAGAAGGGAGGAAUUGCCGAGCCUAUCUCUGCAAGUAUGCGAUUGGACCAUCGAGCGGGUCUGGGGUUCGGUGUUAAUGCUGUUCCAAUCGAUUCCACUCCCUCAGAGUUGAGACAAGCUCGUGCUCUCUCUGUGACACAAGAACGAUACCGGCAAAUUGAAGAAAGGGAGCGGCAGGGUCAGUCAUAG